AUGGCAACGAGAACUGUACCAGUAACAAAAUCAGAAAAUAAGUUAAUUCCAAAGAGUUUUCCGUUUGGGGCAUCAACAUCCGCUUAUCAAAUAGAAGGAGCGUGGAUUGAGGAUGGAAAAGGUGAAAGUAUAUGGGACUACUAUUUUCACAGUGGAAAAGGUAGUUCUUCUCUUACAAAUGGCGAUAUUGCUUGCGACUCUUAUCAUAAAUAUAAAGAAGAUAUUCAUUUAGCUGCGAAUCUUGGACUUACGAUGUUCAGAUUUUCCAUUUCGUGGCCAAGAAUUUUACCAAAUGGCAAUCCUAACGAAAUCAAUCAGAAAGGUAUUGAUCAUUAUCGGAGCGUUAUAGAAGAAAUGCUGAAAUACAACUUAACUCCAGUUGCAACUCUGUACCACUGGGAUUUACCACAACAUCUUUUCGAAAAGGGUUAUCAUUGGACUAACCCGGAAGUAGUUCCUUAUUUUGUUGACUAUGCUCGAAUUGUUAUUAAAAGUUUACCAAAAGUUGGAAUUUGGAUUACAUUAAAUGAACCCAGACUUUUAUGUCGCUUAGGAUAUGGCGUUGGGGUUAACGCGCCCAGUAUAAGCAGAGAUGGAAUAGAUGAUUACUUAUGUGCAUAUACAACAAUUAAAGCACACGCUGCUGUUUAUCACAUGUACAAGGCAGAGUUUCCAGAUUAUACAGCAAAAAUGUCAAUAUCCCCAGAAUGUGAAUGGAUAACACCAUAUAGCAACUCGAUAGAAGAUAGAGAAGCAGCAAAUAGGCAGAUGCAGUUUCAGUGCGGUAUGUACUAUCAACCUAUAUUUAAAGGCGAUUGGCCUGAAGUAGUGAAACAAAGAAUACAACUCAGGAGCAAAAUGGAAAAUCUGUCCAAAUCCAGACUUCCACAGUUUACGCAAGAAGAAAUCGAAUAUAUUAAUGGGACCUACGAUUUUCUGGGAGUUAAUCAUUAUUAUACAUCAAUUGUCAAAGAUACUAUAGAAGCUGCAGAAAGUGUUAUUAGUUACAAUGCGGACGUAAGGACUGAAGUUACUCUUGAUGCCGCGAUUCCGCAAGGGAUUUACAAUGUUUUAAAAUGGUUCGAAGAACAAUAUGGUCCAAACGAUGUUAUAAUGACUGAAAUAGGAUUUGGAUUACUUGACUCUGACAACAAUAUAAACGAUACUGUGCGAUCCGACUAUUAUGCAAAUGAUAUAAGUUGUUGUGAAAGACAAUACGCUUACGUAAAUGAAAGAGAAGUUGGACACUGUGUAGCGAGGCACUAA
Messenger RNA from Diorhabda sublineata, 1266 nucleotides. Its product is annotated as myrosinase 1-like. The record is from RefSeq and is a predicted model, not a curated record. Gene Ontology annotation, biological process: carbohydrate metabolic process. Gene Ontology annotation, molecular function: beta-glucosidase activity. Bases 1 to 1266 code for a protein of 421 amino acids. NCBI's taxonomy places the organism in Eukaryota, Metazoa, Arthropoda, Insecta, Coleoptera, Chrysomelidae. The transcript is spliced from 7 exons.